AGUGGCCGCGAGUUCUUGGAGUGAAUUCGCGUUCGAGGCUUUCAAACACAAAUUUGGGAGGAUUGGAGCGGCUCAAACUUUCCCAGGAGUUAAAAAUUCAGGAUUUUAUUGGGCUUGUUGCGUUCUGUAAAAUGGGAUCCGUUUGCUUUUCUGGCUGGAUGAACUCCGGGGUGAUUUGUGGGGAGUUUUUCCAAGGGUGCUUUUCCCAAGGCUGUUUUCCAGAGGUUUUUCCAAGGGUGGAAUAAUGGUUUGGGACACGGAAAGAUGGAAACAGGAGUUUAAUUAUUCCCAGCCUCAAACUUUUAGGAGCUGAAGCGUUGCUAUAAAGAGAUCAGACACAGAUUGGGGAGGCAGAAAAAGCAGAAUUGAGGAGUGGCAGCAGCGUGAGGCUGACAGGAACCCUUUGAAGAGGAUUUGCCUGAUCCAGGGAAUGAAUCCCUGUGAAUUCCAGCAGGAAGGAGCCCCAGAGGAGCUGAGGGAGCCCUGAGGAGGAGCUGCUGGAGGAGGGGACACCCCAAUAACUGCCCGGGCCUGUGGCCUCCUGCCCUUUACUAACAAAUGUCAACAGCUCGGGAGCAGCCGAUUUUCAGCACCAGGGCUCACGUUUUCCAGAUCGACCCCGCCACCAAACGGAACUGGAUCCCGGCCAGCAAACACGCCCUGACCGUCUCCUACUUCUACGAUGCCACGCGCAGCGUCUACAGGAUCAUCAGCGUGGGGGGAACCAAGGCCAUCAUCAACAGCACCAUCACCCCCAACAUGACCUUCACCAAAACAUCCCAGAAAUUCGGGCAGUGGGCCGACAGCCGAGCCAACACCGUCUACGGGCUGGGCUUCGCCUCGGAGCAGCACCUGUCACAGUUUGCAGAGAAAUUCCAGGAGGUGAAGGAAGCAGCUCGUCUGGCCAGGGAGAAAUCCCAGGAUAAAACAGAGCUGACCAAUCCUGCCCUGAACAUCACAUCCCACCAGGUUCUUCCCAGCCCCAUCAUCAGCUCCAAUGGGCCGGGAGAGGAUAAAUUGUUCCGGAGCCAGAGCGCGGACGUGGAGAUAAGCACGGAGAAGGAGAGGCUGAAGAAGAUGCUCUCGGAGGGCUCCGUGAGCGAGGUGCAGUGGGAGGCCGAGUUCUUCAGCCUCCAGGACAACAACAACAAGCUGGUGGCCGCUCUGCACGAGGCCAACGCCAACGUGGACCAGUGGAAGAAGCAGCUGCUGGCGUACCAGGAGGAGACGGAAUCGCUGCGCCAGCGGGUGGCAGAGCUGGAGUCGCAGGGGACGCAGGAUUCCUCCAGCGACAACAACAAGGAGGAGCUGAGCCAGACCCUGGAGGAGCUGGAGCUGCUGCUCAAGGCUAAGGAUGAGGAGAUCCAGAUGCUGAAGAGCCAGAAGUGCGGCCGCUGGGAGGCCGAGGGGGAGCGCGAGGAGACGCUGCAGAAGCUGCAGGAGCUGGAGGCCCGGAACACGGAGCUGGAGCAGCGCCUUCACCUGGCUGAGCAGACCCUGGCAGAGAGCCUGGCCGAGAGGGAGAAGAUGCACAGCGAGGUCACCAAGGUGGCCGAGAUCAUGGAUGUGAAGAUCUUCGAGCUCAGCGAGCUCAGGCAGGGGCUGGCCAAGCUGGUGGAGAGCAACUGAGCAGCUCCAGAGGCGGAGGAGCCCCCCGGAGCAGGGGCAGCCCCAGCUGGGCCCGGGCACCGACAGCUCCGGAGGGCACGGAGCGGCCUCAGCGCCCGGCCGGGCAGGAUUUGCCACCCCACCAGCAGCUGCCUGCACAGAGAGCACACCAGAGCAGCCACUCGCUGCCCAGCGAGCCCCCAGAGCAGGGCACAGAGGACCUGAGCUCCUGAACUCUCUCCAGGGAGCGCCCAAAUCAUCUCCAGGGAGCACCUGGACCCACAAAUCCACUCCAGGGAGCACCUGGACCCACAAAUCCUCUCUAGGGAGCACCCAAAUCCUCUCCAGGGGGCACCUGGACCCACAAAUCCUCUCUAGAGAGCACCAGAACCCCCAAAUCCUCUCCAGGGAGCACCUGAAGUCCCUAAAUCCUCUCUAGAGAGCACCAGAACCCCCAAAUCCUCUCCAGGGAGCAUCUGAAUCCUCUCCAGGGAGCACCUGAACCCCCAAAUCCACGCCAGGGAGCACCCAAAUCAUCUCUAGAGAGCACCUGAACCCCCAAAUCCUCUCCAGGGAGCACCUGAACCCCCAAAUCCUCUCCAGGGAGCUCCUGGAGUCCCAGCCAGCGCUCUCUGGCUCUCCUUGGCCGUGGCACGGCCCAGAUGUGCCAGCUGUGCCCUGCCAGCUCCCUGCUGCCACCGUGGCCCCCAGGUUUUUACAUUUCCUGUGGGGAAAGGGCCCAGCAGCCUCAGUCUGGGUUUAUUUCUUUUCUCUGUAGUUUUAUUUUUUAGGAAACCACUUUUGCAAAUCAGCCACCUGGGGAGGGAGGGAGGGAGGAGAAAUUCCUGCUUUUCCCUCCAUCCUGGGCACUGCCUGGAGCAUCCCAAGGUGACCCCGAGUCCUUCCCACUGCUCCUCCAGAGGCAAAACUGCAGGAAAAGCCUGGGAAAGUCAAACAAAAAAAAAACCUUUUUACCUUUUUACGGGUGAAAACUUCGGGGCAGGUGAAUUUGGGAAGUGGGACAUCCCUCAGGGCACGGCCUGGGCUUGGCGUCGCUCCUGGCCUCCGAGGGCUGCGGAUAAUUGGAAUUAAAUGGAGCAAAUCCCAGGUGCUCUUGGAGGUUUUUUUGGGGGCUUUUUUUUUUUAAUUUUUAAUUUUUUUUUUUCCUUUUUAUUUUUGGGAAGCAGCCCCCGGGGAUGUCCUGCUCCGUGUGACGGGGACAGGUCCCAGCUGGAUUCAAGGAGAGCAGGAGGAGUCGGGAACACGCUGGGAUCGGUGCCCUGAGGGGCCUGGGGGAGGGUGGGGAGCUGUCCCAGAAAUUCAGGGAUUGUCCCAGAAACUCAGGAGUUAUCCCAGAAAUUCAGGGGUUAUCCCAGAAAUUCAGGGAUUAUCCCAGAAAUUCAGGGGUUAUCCCAGAAAUUCAGGGAUUAUCCCAGAAAUUCAGGAGUUAUCCCAGAAACUCAGGGGUUAUCCCAGAAACUCAGGGGUUAUCCCAGAAAUUCAGGAGUUAUCCCAGAAACUCAGGGGUUAUCCCAGAAAUUCAGGGGUUAUCCCAGAAAUCUGGGAGUUAUCCCAGCAAUUUGGAGGUUAUCCCAGAAAUUUGGGUGUUGCACCUAAAAUAUGGGAGUUAUCCCAGAAAUCUGGGAGUUAUCCCUAAAAUCCAGGACUUAGAGCAGAAGUUUGGGGGUUAUCCCAGAAAUUUGUGAGUUAUCCCAGAAAUCUGGGAGUUAUCCCAGAAAUCUGGGAGUUAUCCCAGAAAUUUGGGAGUUAUCCCAGAAAUCUGGGAGUUCUCCUAGAUGCUGUCCAGCCUUUGGGAUUGAGCCUGAGGGAGGCCCGUGGAAAACUGGAAUUGUGGAAAUGGUGGAAAUCCGGGAUUGUGGAAAUGGUGGGAAUUGUGUCCCUCUCCUGUGCCACUCCCAGAGCCCAUGGACUGGGAGCAGGGAUGGAUUUGGGUGGAUUUGGAUGGGUUUGGCUGGAUUUGGCUGGAUUUGGAUGGAUUUGGCUGGAUUUGGAUGGAUUUGGGGAUGUUUUUUUCCCGCUCUAAACCCGGCGAAGGCAGCAGAAAUCCUGGGAAUUUCUGGGAAUGUUCCCACAGAGGAUCCCACAGCAGGUCUGGCACCUCGGGAAUCUGCCGGUGGCUCCGUGCCCUUCCCAUUCCCAGGAAAAUGCAGGAAUUCCCAGACCUGCAGAGCUCUUCCCCUCCGGGUUUGGGCUUUUUUUCCCCUCAGUUUUUACUUUAUUUUCAUUUUUCUGUUGCAUGAAGCGUUCUCACGACUGUCUGGGGCUGGAGCUGCCACAGAAACUUUUUGUUCCAGGGUAUUUAAGAAGAAAAGGGAGGAAGUGGAGUGGGAGGACACAAAAAUUUUUCGGGAUUUGUUUCCCACCCCACGCCAGUGUUGGAUAUUUCCUCCCUCCUUCUGAAAUAGAGAUCAGCUCCCAGCAA
Cyanistes caeruleus (blue tit) is the source of this 4051-nucleotide messenger RNA. The record is from RefSeq and is a predicted model, not a curated record. Lineage: Eukaryota; Metazoa; Chordata; Aves; Passeriformes; Paridae.